CAUCGCCGCCUGCUUCUUUCCGCUCGCUCGCUCGUCCAUCGUCGCCCGCGUCCGGCCCUGCUCGCUCGCCAUUUCCCUCAUGGCGGACUGCUUCCCGCCCGAGUCGGACGACCUCCACCGCCGCUGGCUGCCGCGGGAGAUCUUCGCUGACAUUGGCAUCGUCGACCCCGAGGCUGCCGCUGCCGCCGCCGUCGUCACCGUCACCGAGCCCACGCCCGAGGCCGCCGCCGCCGCCGCCGUGGAGGAGCUCGCGGCGCAACUCGCCGGCAUACUCGGCGGCGGCUCCAAGGUGUGGCCGCUCGCCACGCCGCCGGCGCCCCCGUCCCCACCUGCUGUCGCCGCCACCGCCGCCACCCCCGGCGCGAAGGUCUGCGGGCUGGAGGGGAGCGUCGUCGUGUCGACCAAUGUCGGCGGCGGCGCUGGCGGCGCUGGCGCCGUCUCUUGGCCGUUCGUGCCGUACCCGCAGCUCCACUGGCAGGUCGGGAGCAGCCUGGUGAACCACGGCGGCGUGCUGGACUACCCGGUGCUGCCCCCCGCUCUGCCCUGCCACGUCCCACCGCCGGCGAACCUGCGCGGCGGCACCGGCGUGUUCCUCCCGCGCGUCGAGGCGUACCGCUAUACGCCGGCCACUCCUCCGGCCACGGCUAAAGGUGGGGCUUGGGCUGGUGCAGCGGCAAAGCCGUGGGCUGGGACUGGGACUGGCAGCAGGCCGGCAACGGGGAAGAAGCAGCAGCAGCAGCCGCAGACCGAGCAUGCGACGCCGACAAAGCAGCACCAGAAGCAGGCCACCGGUGCUGCGCAGGCGCUGGCGCUGCCCCAGGACUGGAGCUACCGCUGAGGAUGUGUUCCAGGCGCUCGCGUCGCGUCGCGUGCAUGGCCGAUGGACAUGGAUGGAUGGACGCGAGGCUGCCAAGAUGAUGCCGAACAAGCAAGCAUGCAUUCGUAUUCGUCGUCGCAGUAGUAGUAGUGGCUGAAAGAAUAAUAACAACAACAAUAUAAGAAAUUAAGAAUAAGAUGAUGGAUGAUGGAUCAUGGAGGGGUGGGAUGGAUAAUGUAGUUGUAGCUGCAAGAUGAACAAGACAAGGUUAGCAGGAGUCUUAUUGUACUACUAGUGGUCCUCUUCCUGUACUACUAUGUCGCAAUAGCAAGCUACUCCUAUAGUGAUCCGGGCCGCCUGUUUGUUGCUGAGUGAUGUACCAGUAUUGCUAGAGCAAUAAAUAAAAUUAUCUGUUUAAUAGUACUA
This is a messenger RNA of Sorghum bicolor (sorghum), 1243 nucleotides long. RefSeq names its product translation initiation factor IF-2. Bases 80 to 838 code for a protein of 252 amino acids. The transcript has 4 exons. The record is from RefSeq and is a predicted model, not a curated record. Lineage: Eukaryota; Viridiplantae; Streptophyta; Magnoliopsida; Poales; Poaceae.